AUGAUAUAAUAAUUUUAGGUUUAAGGAGCUAAAGACAAGUAUAUAAUCUAUAAUAAAGUUUUGGGAAAGGGUGCUUAUGGGGUUGUUUUGUUGGCAAAAUCUUUAAAUUUAGGUAGUUACCAUGCAGCUAAGAUUGUAUAUAUUUUGACAAUUUUUUAAGAUUAGUAAAAAGUCUCUAUCCUUGAGUGAUAUUAGCAAUUUAAGAAAUGAAAUUAAUAUAUAAUCCCAGUUAAAUCAUCCAAAUAUUGUAUCAAUGGUUGAAGCUUUUGAAGACAAUGAAUAUUUAUAUAUGUUGUUAGAAUAUUGUAAUGGAGGAUGCCUAUUUUAAAAAACACAAUUAAAUGGACCUUUAAGAGAAGAGAAAGCUUUGUAUUAUUUCGUAUAAAUAGUCAAGGCAGUUCAAUAUUUGCAUACAAAAAGUGUUUUACAUAGAGACAUUAAAGUAAAAAUAUAAAUUAAAAGAGUAGUUGUCAAAUUUGCUUUUAACAUCUGACGAUUAAAUAAAAGUAGCUGAUUUCACUUGGAGUACAUCUCUUUAAGGAGGAUAUGUUAAUCCUUAAAUUUGUGGAACCCUUGAAUACAUGCCUCCAGAAGUCAUUAGCAAUAAAGUUUAAAAUGAGAAAUUAGAUGUGUGGAGUUUAGGGAUAGUAUUAUAUGUAUUUAUAAUUGUUAUAUAAUCUUUUAGGAAAUACUUCAUAAUAGUUUUCCUAUAGUUGGAUCAUUGUUUUUUAAAUUUGGAAUCAGCGAGGAAUGUAAAUAAUUGUUGAAAUAAAUGCUUGAAAAUGAUCCAAAUCGAAGACCUACUACAUCAGAGAUUCUUUAUAGUCCUUGUAUUAGAAGAUUUAAUAGACAUAAGGAUCUGUCAAUUAAUAUCAUAGCAUGUUCUAAAAAUCUGUAGGAUAUAUAAGGAAUUAAUCAAAAAUCUCCUUAAAUGGCUUCACCAUUAGGAUCUCCAUUAAGAACAGGAUUUGGAACACCUUAAAUGAACGAUUUAGGAUCUCCUUUAAGGAAUAGGUAAGGUUCUUCGAUUGGGUCUCCAUUUAAUCUUGGUCUUGGAUCCCCAUUAGGAUCUCCACUUGGAUCACCAAUGAAUUCACCUCUUGCAAAUUUUAAUAAACGAAUUUCUACUGAUCCAAUAAGACUUAGUGCUUAAAAAUUAGUAUGACAGAUUG
Paramecium sonneborni is the source of this 1172-nucleotide messenger RNA. The record is from the annotation of a GenBank genome assembly. NCBI's taxonomy places the organism in Eukaryota, Ciliophora, Oligohymenophorea, Peniculida, Parameciidae.